Molecule: messenger RNA, 791 nt
Organism: Pogoniulus pusillus (Red-fronted tinkerbird)
Lineage: Eukaryota; Metazoa; Chordata; Aves; Piciformes; Lybiidae
Gene: DMAC2L
Product: distal membrane arm assembly component 2 like
Exons: 5
Coding region: 179-775 (198 amino acids)
Source: RefSeq, a predicted model, not a curated record
AUUUUGGGGGCGGCACACAGCGGGACCGGCCCCUCCUCCGUGCCCGCUCCGCCGCGGCCGUGAAGGGCGGCUUGGGCUGGGCCGGGCCGGGGUGGCCCAGCCUCCGCACACGGUUCGUAUGCUUGGCCCUUAGAGGCAGCCCGGCGGGAGGAGAUCCCGGGAGGGUGGUGGCGAGAUCAUGGUGCUGUUGGGAAAACUCCUGCAGCCGGGGUGCAGCCUGAGUAAGGCGCCGGGUGCCUGCAGACGCUUCUGGGGAUGGCUGAAUGCCGUCUUCAACAAAGUGGACUACGAACGUAUACAGGCUGUUGGCCCUGACAGGGCAGCUUCAGAGUGGUUGCUGAGAUGUGGUGCCCUGGUGCGCUAUCAAGGCCACCAGAAAUGGCAGCAGGACUACAAUGGCCUCCCCACAGGGCCCUUGGGCAAAUACAAGAUCGAAGCAAUUCACGCCCUGGACUCUUGCAUCAUGUACAGAGGAUUUGACUAUCUAGAUGGUCUUGAGCAUGUUACAGAAAUCAAGCUACAGAAGUGUAUUUACAUCCAAGACCAGUGCAUGCAGAGGCUCAGUGAGACGAAGAACAUCCAGAAGAGUCUCCUUCAGCUGUGGAUUAUUUCCUGUGGGAACGUCACAGAUAAAGGCAUCAUUGCACUUCACAAGCUGACGAACCUUCAAUAUUUGUAUCUGAGUGACCUUCCUGGAAUAAGAGAGAAGGAAACCACCAUCCGCAUCCUUCAGCAGGCACUGCCAAACCUGGAGUUGGAGCUGGAUUUGGAAUAAACACAACUGCAUGUAA